AAUACUUCGGAAAGCUCAUAAUAUACCUAUAAAUCCCUUUCCGUUCUGACUUGAGCUGAGCUCUGCCUUCCUCUUCUCAGAACUAGCUACACUCCGCCCUCUUCCCCGCAAUGCGUGCCCCGUCCCCGCUCGUCCUUCGGAGCUGGGGCUCACGACUCGGACCACGCAAAUGUCUCAACUCAUUUCGCCAGGCACCAAACAUUACACGCCCAGCUUAUAGAUCAGUAGCAAGUUAUACGCAUCCUCACCAUGCCUCUGCCCUCUCUGUCCUCCCCACAGCAGUGGAUACCUCCUCACAGGAGUACCGCGAAAACAGCGAACAAAUGCAAGAACUUCUAGACCGGAUGAACAGCCUACACACAACAAUUGCACGCGGAGGAAACGACAAAGCGCGCGAGAAGCACAUCGCCCGCGGCAAAAUGCUCCCAAGAGACCGGAUCUCCGCCCUAGUCGACCCAGGCACCUCCUUCCUGGAGCUAUCAGCACUUGCAGGACACGGUGUCUACGAAGGCGAGGAUGUUCCAGCGGGCGGGAUUAUCACCGGAAUUGGGAUGGUCGAGGGUGUCAACUGCAUGAUCGUUGCCAAUGAUAGCACCGUCAAGGGCGGCACCUACUACCCCAUCACAGUGAAGAAGCACCUCCGCGCACAGGCGAUUGCGCAAGAGAACCGCCUUCCCUGUAUUUACCUCGUGGAUUCCGGUGGUGCAAACCUGCCUCACCAGGCAGAUGUGUUCCCAGACCGCGAUCACUUCGGCCGGAUCUUCUUCAACCAGGCCCGCAUGAGCUCCCUCGGUAUCCCACAACUCUCUGUUGUCAUGGGUCCCUGCACAGCGGGUGGUGCAUAUGUGCCUGCUAUGAGCGACGAGACCAUCAUUGUCGAGAACCAGGGUACUAUCUUCCUGGCAGGCCCGCCUCUCGUCAAGGCCGCGACGGGAGAGGAGGUUUCCGCCGAGGACUUGGGUGGCGGUCAGCUCCAUUCGAGCAUUUCCGGUGUUACAGACUACCUGGCUGUCGACGAUGCCCACGCUAUUGUCCUUGCUCGUCGCUCCGUCGCGAACCUCAACUACCCUACCACGACAACUCCGCUCCAGCUGGAGAAUGGUAAUGGGGAUUCGCUUGUCGUGAAAGAACCGUUGUACGACCCCAAUGAGUUAAACGGCAUCGUUGGCACGAAUCUCCGCCGCCAGAUCCCCGUUCAUGAGGUCAUUGCGCGGAUUGUCGAUGGGAGUGAAUUCGCCGAGUUUAAGCGUGACUAUGGCUCAACCCUGGUAACGGGCUUUGCCCGUAUCCACGGCCAUCGUGUCGGUAUCGUUGCUAACAAUGGAAUCUUGUUCUCCGAGUCCUCGCUCAAGGGAGCGCACUUCAUUGAGCUCUGUGCUCAACGGCGAAUCCCUCUUGUCUUCUUGCAGAAUAUCUCCGGCUUCAUGGUCGGUGCUGAUGCUGAGAAGGGCGGAAUUGCGAAGAACGGUGCCAAGCUUGUCACUGCUGUUGCAUGCGCCGAUGUCCCCAAGUUCACUGUUGUGUUUGGGUCCAGUGCUGGUGCUGGCAAUUACGGGAUGUGUGGUCGUGCCUACUCACCUCGUCUUCUCUUCAUGUGGCCCAAUGCUAAGAUCGGCGUCAUGGGCUCUGAGCAACUGUCUGCCGUUAUGGAAGCUGUCGGACGAUCCGCUGAUCCGGCUUUGAAGGAACGCAUUGACCGUGAAUCGGAAGCGACCUUUUCGUCGGCUCGUUUGUGGGAUGAUGGUAUCAUCCCGCCGUCUCAGACGAGGAAAAUGCUGGGGUUGGGUCUGGCAGCUGCGCUCAGUGGCAAGGCUGAGCCCGAUGUGCAAACAAGAUUUGGCGUUUUCCGGAUGUAGAGCGCCGACGGGUUGGGUUGAGGUCUGCAAAAUUUCAUUCAGGAUAAAUCCGAGAAAACAUAGAAUGGAAGACGUAUGCUCAUGUGCCAUUGAUUUUAUGUGACAUUUUGGAACAGUCAAAUGAAAAUAUGCGGUGAAUAGUCACCUUGUAUCAAAUUGUGUAGCCUACAGGCCUCUCCAGGGUAUCGUUCUUUGGUCUAGUGGACCUUUAGAACUUUACGGCAUGGUCCAAGGAGCUCAUCAAAGGAGAGGAUAUCCGGUACUACAAUUUCACGCCUUUCUGUGUUGAUGACGAAGGGUUCAACCACAUGCCUAACAUUCAAAGGAUCUAGCGUGAGCCUAUCAACCGAACGAUAAUAGCAACAGGACCAAAACAACAGAAAACACUUUUUUUGUCCAUCACGUGAAAGUAAUAUUUUCUUAGUCCAGAUCAACCAAACCUCAAAUAUGUCAAAUAUAAAAAAAGAGGAGAGGACUGACACCAAUUGUGUACAGCCCAAAAGAAAAGAAAAGAUACAAAUCUGUAGUAGCGAAGCAUGGUUCUAUAGGGAGGAGAAGCACAGACAUAUCGGCAACGUAUAGAAAGAACAUCAGUCAUACAUGACA
Penicillium samsonianum is the source of this 2462-nucleotide messenger RNA. RefSeq names its product putative 3-methylcrotonyl-CoA carboxylase, beta subunit (MccB). The record is from RefSeq and is a predicted model, not a curated record. Gene Ontology annotation, cellular component: methylcrotonoyl-CoA carboxylase complex; mitochondrion. The transcript is spliced from 2 exons. Gene Ontology annotation, molecular function: methylcrotonoyl-CoA carboxylase activity. The coding region runs from base 111 to 1856 and encodes 581 amino acids. Gene Ontology annotation, biological process: L-leucine catabolic process. Lineage: Eukaryota; Fungi; Ascomycota; Eurotiomycetes; Eurotiales; Aspergillaceae.